Macrobrachium nipponense is the source of this 827-nucleotide messenger RNA. RefSeq lists its product as uncharacterized. NCBI's taxonomy places the organism in Eukaryota, Metazoa, Arthropoda, Malacostraca, Decapoda, Palaemonidae. The record is from RefSeq and is a predicted model, not a curated record. The transcript has 2 exons. The coding region runs from base 90 to 761 and encodes 223 amino acids.
UCGUCUGUGCAGUGUAAUGGUUAGGUUAGAUACAUACCAUUUUCUUGUUAACCCUCUAAUUACUAUCAUAGGCCUUAGGCUCUGGGAAAAUGCGCCCUCCUGUGAGGCGUCUAGUGGAACAAGGCCGAGUUUACGCUCUGCAGACAGACGGCAACAGAAGAAGAUCGGCCAAAAUCACAAUCGAAAGCAAUAAACUUCUCCUCUAUUGCUUACAAGAAGAAGAAAAGCCCAUUCCCAAGGCGUAUUAUGUCCAGUAUGAAGACGUUCGAAGCCUGGCCACAUCCGAAAGCACCGUAUUCAUGGACCUGACCAUGAAAGGAGCCGAAUUGGGGAGGGUCAGCAUCCUCUUGAACGAAAAUGGCAGAUACAGAAGCCUUCAUCAUCACUUCACGGGUGGAUCCGGAGACAGCUACGUCAACAUGCCCUUACAGAUAGCCAACAGAGGGCAGCUCUGGGAGAGGACAGUGCUGGGCUAUCACAUGUCAGAAGCAGUGAGCGAAAACGUCUCCCGUUAUUGUUUAGCAAGAUCGCACGUCAUCCAGAGCGACAAGGGGGCAGUUUGGUACCUGGAUUCUGGAACUCCGCCCGUGAUUGGCAUACACACGGGUCCCUUCCAGCCGAAGGGCGGCACGAUGUAUGGAAACGUUGUGGAAGGGCUGAGCACGAUUAGUGAUGCCAUCUAUUGGUGUGAGGACAUAAAAGACAUUAUAGUUGGUAAGUGUGGUUUAGCGUUGAUGACCAACGAGCCUAUUACCGACUGACGGGAAUCUUCGGUCGGAAAUAUUAAAGAACGUGAGUCAAAAACUUCAAUAAAAUUAUCAGCUUUU